CAAAUCACUCCGUCAGUUCACAUCAUCGUGGGACGCCACCUUGUGUUUGUGGUGUAGGCACAUCGUCAGAUUUUUGUCAAUCGCUGCUGGACCGUUCCGCAGCCGCUAGGUCUUGCCUCUUUGUGAAAUGUUCCUCGCGAAAUUAAGCGCUUCGUGGGAAUUUAGAGUGAUUCUUUCGUGUUUCGAUUCGUUUUCUUGGUUUGGGUUACCGUAUUUGUAAUGCUAUAGGAAUUUUGAGCGGGUUGCAUUGUGUGUUGAGUUAUCCCGAGGUGGCCGCUUGGGGAAUUGGUGGGAAUUUGUGUAAUCGGUCUCAGACGUGUGGAUCUGUAAAUAUUUUCCAGGUUUUAUCUACAUUUUGGAGUUUUCUGUGUUGAGUAGAUUGGUGCUGGCAGAUGAGAGCAUCGUAAAUGUCGGCUAUGGCCAUGACCAUGGUGUCUUGCUCUUCUGCACCUGCGUCUCUUUCUCGCCACUCAGGCUCUGCCUUUGUGGCGACAGGGAUCCAUCUCCAGCCGUGUCUUACUUUUCCCAAGCCUCUUUUGCGGGGGACACCCAUCUGCCGAAUUUCGUGUGUUGAGCUCAACAAGAGCUCUAAUUUGCGGAGAAGAAUUUCUUUGGGAAUUCAAGCUUUGAGCUCGAGGAGAGACUGGAGCUUUUCGUCGGCGGCACAACAGCAGGAGACUCAAACUGUCGAGGAAGAUCUUCCGGCCGAGCUGCGCGAGAUCGUGCGAUUGUUUCAGGCGGUAGGAGAACAGCGCGCGCGGUAUCAACAGCUGCUCUAUUAUGGUCAGAAACUGAAGCCUCUUGCGAAGGAGUUCUGCAUACCGGAGAACAAAGUGGAUGGCUGCGUGUCGCAAGUGUGGGUGGUGUGUAAGCUUGGCGAGGACGGGCGUGUUUACUUCGAGGCUGAGUCGGAUUCUGCUCUCACAAAGGGCCUGGCAGCCCUUCUAGUCAAUGGACUUUCUGGUGCGACCCCUGCGGAGGUUUUAAAGGUUUCCCCAGAUUUUGUUCAGAAGCUAGGGUUGCAACAGAGCCUCACCCCGUCGCGAAGCAAUGGCUUUCUCAACAUGCUGAAACUUAUGCAGAAGAAGACGAUGCAGUCAUACGUGGAAUCUUCUGUUCCGAAAUCUGACAGCGCUGCGUCAUCUACUGCAACGGAUCCUGAGCCUAAUCAACCAGAUGCUUUACUUCCCGGGAAUGACUCAAAACCAAGGGAAGAGAAGGUGAUGACGGUGAGGGAUAGUAUCGAGAGGAAGCUUUCGGAAAGGUUGAACCCCGUGCUAAUAGAGGUGGAGGAUGUAUCUCAUCAACACGCGGGCCAUGCUGGCGCAUCAAGAGGCUCUUCCGAGACUCAUUUCAACGUGAAGGUUGUUUCGGAAGAGUUCCAAGGAUUGAGCCUCGUGAAGCGACAUCGUCUUAUCUAUGGACUACUGCAGGAGGAGCUUCAGAAUGGUCUGCACGCUCUUUCCCUCGUCACCAAAACCCCAGCUGAGAUUUCCGACAAACCCUAGAAAUACAUCUUUGUAAUACAUCAAGUAAAUUCUAUAAUGCCACAUAGAUCUGGCACCUCAUUUUACCAUUUAUUUUCAUAGGAAUUAGCCAUUAAGCAAGCAAGAGUCAUUUCAAAUGAUGUGUUGUGCGUUCCCAAAGUGUUCAUUUCUCGUGAACCAAUGUAAAGACAUGGCCAUUUGGCUCUCACUCGCCUGACGAGGACCACAUAGCGAACCCAUGCAAUAUUAUAUUAAAUAUUUCUUCUCGGAA
This is a messenger RNA of Physcomitrium patens, 1758 nucleotides long. RefSeq names its product sufE-like protein 1, chloroplastic/mitochondrial. Lineage: Eukaryota; Viridiplantae; Streptophyta; Bryopsida; Funariales; Funariaceae. Gene Ontology annotation, biological process: iron-sulfur cluster assembly. The record is from RefSeq and is a predicted model, not a curated record.